Molecule: messenger RNA, 2586 nt
Organism: Bursaphelenchus xylophilus (pine wood nematode)
Lineage: Eukaryota; Metazoa; Nematoda; Chromadorea; Rhabditida; Aphelenchoididae
Source: the annotation of a GenBank genome assembly
AUGGACGAGGCGGCAAAUAAGACAGUAAAGUCUCCAGAAAAGUAGGUGAUGUCAUGCACAAGGUUGUUCACCUUUAGACCGACGGGUGCAUCCAAACCAAUCAUUCCGGACAACCUUAGGCGGCGAAAUAGUGUGGUAAGGGUUUGUUUUUUAUGUUUAAAGUGCUUUAGAAUGAGAGGGGAACCGGGAACGUGAAGAAAAACACAAACCCCAUCAAAGACGAUGAGUAAGUCAAUGUAAAUUAUUGAACUGUAAUCUUCGAAUGUUUAGUGAUACCGAGAGAAGAAAGUCAUGGCAAGAUCCAAGCAACCCGCAUUUCCGUAAGUGCAUAUGUUAUGUUACUACUAUGUGUCUAGAGUUAAACGGCCAUUAUUUGGCUGAUCUUUCUGAUCGAGUAGCCCGGAUGUACGAUAAUCCCUUAUAUGCCGACGUAGCGUUCCUGGUUGGAGAAAAAGAAGAGGUAAUCAACACUGUCUUUAUAUUUACUCCAUAUUUAGAGACAUACAGCGCACAAACUUAUCUUAUCCCUAAGUUCUGAAGUCUUUGGAACCAUGCUAUACAACGACAAGUUUGACCAAAACAUUGUGAAUGGGUGUCAAGAGAUCAAAGUCCCCGAUAUUGAUUCCGAAACCUUCAAAAAGGUUAUUCAAUUCAUGUACACCGACACAAUUCAGUUGGAUCUGGACUCCGUGAUUAAUGUCUUAUAUUGUGGUAAGUGUUUCAAAUAAUAAAAUUUAUUCUUGACUUUAGCCCGAAAAUAUGCUAUUCUGAACCUGGAGCGGAGAUGUUCGGACUUUCUUGAGCAACAUUUGACAGUAGAGAAUGCGUUUAUUAUUCUCGGCCAAGCUAAAUUGUACGACCAAACUCAUCUGGCUAGGGUUUGUUUUGAUCUGAUAGACAAGGAGACGAUCGAAGUUCUAAAAACCGACGGGUUUUUGGAAGUGGGGAAAGAAGUCUUGAACGAUGUCUUCAGGAGAGACACUUUGAGGAUUAUGGAGCCAGACCUUUUUGAUUUAGUGAUCAGAUGGGCGGAGGCUGAAUGUGGAAGAAAGAAGUUGAAGCCGAUUGGAGAAAAUAUGAGGAAAGUUCUUGGGGAGACAUUGUAUACUAUCAGGUUUCCACUGAUGACUUUAGAAGAGUUCUCUGGAUUAAUGAGUAGGUCGUUAUUGUUGUAGUAUAAAUUUAAAUUUAGCCAAGUAUCGUGGAUUUUUAACCGACCGUGAAGCUCUUGACGUCUUCUUACACCACCAUCUAGAAGAAAAGCCUUCAAUCCCCUUCCCAUCCAGAAGUCGUUAUCGAGUUUUGGGCAAAGAAUUGGUGAUUACAAGGUUUCAAAGGAUCGAAAGUCGCUGGGGGUACAGUGGAAGCGCCGAUAGAAUCAAGUAAGUGGUUUGUUAAGCAUAAAUAGGUUUGUGUGCAUUGAUUUAAGUUGUUUUAGUGGGAGUAGAGGUUACACACAAUUCAAAAAAAUUUAGGUGGGGAUAAACCAGAUACGGAAUGCGCGGUUGUAUUUGCUAAUGUUAGUCGUAAAAAACAGUAAUUAUGAUAAUGUCGAAAUUACUUUACUUUGUUUAGAUUCACAGUUGAUGUUCCCAUUUUUAUCACAGCCUUAGGGCUUUAUGGAUCGAUGCAUGGACCGUACCAAUAUGCAGUGAAAUUGGAGGUAGGAUAUAUUUAAAAUAAUUUGUUAUUUUAGAUAACCGAUUUCUCAUCGAAUAAAGGGAUCGCGAUAAAUGAUACAACCUUCCAAUGUGAUGGAAGUGCAGGAAUAUUUAGAGUACCCUUCAAAGAACCGGUGGAAAUAUUGGCCAAUGUUACUUAUGAGAUUUCAGCGACGAUAAAAGUAAGUUUUGAUAAGUCGGAGAGGAAAAUGGUUUUUAAGAUAAUUGUUGACAUUGUGAUUGUAAUUCGGAAGUGAUUAUUAGGUUCAUAAGUAUGGCCGUGCCGUUUUUACGGCUUUUAAAUUCAAGCAAAGCAAAAAAGUUUACAUUAAAGAGUAAAACUUCCUUCCCGAUGAUGUUUCGUAUGUUCUCAAGUCCUUUCUUUCUGGGUUUUUCUCAUUUGAUGCAAACUGAGUAAAGCUUCUUUUUGGUUGAGCUUGCUGGGUAACUUUUCUUGCGUCAUCGUUUUUAUUCAACAAUCUACAUCUUGAAUUUUUUAGAUGGGUUUGAAAAUUACCAGUUUUGAAACGUUGAAACCAUUCCCGACGGAUUGUUUCUCAUAAAGCACGGCCACCCUUAAGCCUUAUUAAGCCUUAUCAUACGAAACGUAACUCAAUGGAUUUAGUUUCCAACGUUCUUUCAGGUUAUCUGAACAGACACGCCAAAUUUUGUAAUUGCAAAAAAUGAACAAUAUGAAGUCUUAAGGCGCGGUCAUACUCCUAAACCUAAAUAAAUAUAUGGUUAAUGGGUUGGAUUUCAGGGUCCUGAUUCCCAUUACGGUGCGAAGGGUCUUCGAAGAAUCUCCCGUCACUCCUCACAAGGGACGAUCACUUUUCAAUUCAGCUAUGCUCAUGGGACCAAUAAUGGGACCUCAGUGGAUGAUGGACAGAUCCCAGAGAUCAUAUUUUGUCUUAAAGAAGGAUAA